GCUUCCGGUUCCGGGUGCCGGCGUGAGGGGUUGAGGCGGGCGGCGCGGCGGUGGGCAGGAUGGGGCUGAGCGCGGAGGAGGCGGCGGAGCAGGAGGACCGCUUCGACGGCAUGCUCCUCGCCAUGGCCCAGCAGCACCAGGGCGGCGUGCGCGAGCUUGUGAACACGUUCUUUAGUUUCCUGAGGCGUAAAACAGAUUUCUUCACCGGUGGAGAAGACGGAGUAGCAGAGAAGCUGAUCACAGAUACCUUCAACCAUCACAACAAACUAGCUCAGAAGGAGCAGAAGGAGAAGAAGGCUCGUCAAGAGGCAGAGCGGCACGAAAAGGCAGAGCGAGCUGCGAAACUUGCUAAAGAAAAGCAAGAAGCAAACGAGCCAAGGAUUAAGGAACUUACGGACGAGGAAGCAGAAAGGCUGCAGCUGGAAAUCGACCAGAAAAAGGAGGCACAAGGACAGAUUAACAGUGUCCCAGUGAAACCCUCAGAGGAUGAAGGUGAAUCUUUGGAUUCUAACAAACAGGAAACAGAUGACGAAGAGGAAGAUGAGAAGGAUAAAGGAAAACUUAGACCCAACUCUGGCAAUGGAGCUGACCUUCCAAAUUAUAGAUGGACACAGACUCUUUCAGAACUGGAUCUGGCCAUCCCUUUCAAGGUGAACUUCAGGUUGAAGGGGAAGGACGUGGUGGUGGAUAUCCAGAGACGGCGCCUCAAAGUUGGCCUGAAGGGCCAUUCGCCUGUCAUUGACGGAGAGCUUUUCAAUGAAGUGAAGGUGGAGGAGAGCUCCUGGCUGAUUGAAGAUGGUAAAACAGUCACCGUGCACCUGGAGAAGAUCAACAAGAUGGAAUGGUGGAACAAACUAGUCUCCACAGACCCGGAAAUCAACACCAAGAAAAUUAAUCCAGAGAACUCAAAGUUGUCAGACCUGGACAGCGAAACUCGCAGUAUGGUGGAGAAAAUGAUGUACGAUCAACGACAGAAAUCCAUGGGCCUCCCCACGUCUGAUGAACAGAAGAAACAAGACAUUUUGAAAAAGUUCAUGGAACAGCAUCCAGAAAUGGACUUUUCAAAGGCUAAAUUCAACUGAGCCCUCCCCUUCUCCCCCCCUUUCAGUCAGCCUGUCGAAUGGGGCAGAUAUGUAUUGGCCGGAUAUCCCUUACCUUGGGCAAGUAACCACUUCCAGCAUCCCCACCCGAGCUUGCUGUGGAGGCAGCUUCACGAAGUCAUCCUCAGUUGUCCUGCGUCGAGCAGAAGGCAAGGCCGCAGCCGCGGCCUGCAGCAGCUCUGGUCGGAGCCAUCUGCGCCACUUCCCAAACGGCAGUUAGGAGAGAAGGAGGGGUUAGAGCAAAAAGGCUGUUAGGGCUACAAGAGCCAGACUUGCGAGGUUUUGGGAUGUAUCCUUAAUGUAUCGCGAAGCUUCAUUUCCUGGCUCUUCAGAGCUGCUAAUCCACUCUGCCAUUUCAGUUUGGCAGCAGGUACUCCCAAGUUUUUAACCCCUUCCCCU
Messenger RNA from Nipponia nippon (crested ibis), 1499 nucleotides. RefSeq names its product nuclear distribution C, dynein complex regulator (gene NUDC). Gene Ontology annotation, biological process: protein folding. Gene Ontology annotation, cellular component: cytoplasm. NCBI's taxonomy places the organism in Eukaryota, Metazoa, Chordata, Aves, Pelecaniformes, Threskiornithidae. The record is from RefSeq and is a predicted model, not a curated record.